Lemur catta (Ring-tailed lemur) is the source of this 4612-nucleotide messenger RNA. It is a transcript of the gene TSHZ1, whose product is annotated as teashirt zinc finger homeobox 1. NCBI's taxonomy places the organism in Eukaryota, Metazoa, Chordata, Mammalia, Primates, Lemuridae. Bases 52 to 3276 code for a protein of 1074 amino acids. Gene Ontology annotation, molecular function: DNA-binding transcription factor activity, RNA polymerase II-specific; DNA binding. Gene Ontology annotation, biological process: regulation of transcription by RNA polymerase II. Gene Ontology annotation, cellular component: nucleus. The transcript is spliced from 2 exons. The record is from RefSeq and is a predicted model, not a curated record.
CCCGCGAACUCCGGCGGCGGCUGAGGCGACGGCUGCGGCGGCCCGAGCAGCAUGCCGAGGAGGAAGCAGCAGGCCCCCCGGCGCUCGGCAGCUUACGUUCCUGAGGAAGAGUUGAAGGCAGCGGCAAUAGAUGAAGAGCGCGUGGAGGACGAUGGGCUGUCUUUGGACAUUCAGGAAAGCGAGUACGUGUGCAACGAGGAGACAGAGAUCAAAGAGGCCCAGAGCUACCAGAACUCCCCGGUCAGCACUGCGACUAAUCAGGACGCCGGCUACGGGUCGCCUUUCAGCGAAAGCAGCGACCAGCUAGCCCAUUUCAAAAGCUCUUCCUCCAGAGAGGAGAAGGAGGACCCACGGUGCGCGGACAGCGUCUCGUACCCCCAGGACAGCUUGGCGCAAAUCAAAGCCGUGUAUGCAAACCUGUUCUCGGAGUCUUGCUGGUCCAGCUUAGCUCUGGAUUUAAAGAAGUCCAGUUCGACCACCAGCACCAGCGAUGUCAGCCGGAAGGAGAGCGCCACCCCCGCCCCCACGCCCCCCACCUGCACGGCCAGCACCACCGCGAGCACACCCAGCACCAGCUGCAGCACUAGCACCAGCCACGCCAGCACCACCAGUAGCAGCGGCAGCUCCGGCUACGACUGGCACCAGGCCGCCCUGGCCAAGACGCUGCAGCAGACGCCCUCGUACGGGCUGCUCCCCGAGCCCAGCCUGUUCAGCACCGUGCAGCUCUACCGGCAGAACAACAAGCUGUACGGCUCCGUGUUCACCGGCGCCAGUAAGUUCCGGUGCAAAGACUGCAGUGCCGCGUAUGACACGCUGGUGGAACUGACGGUGCACAUGAACGAGACGGGACACUACCGCGAUGACAACAGGGACAAGGACUCAGAGAAGACCAAGCGGUGGUCCAAGCCCAGGAAGCGCUCGCUGAUGGAGAUGGAGGGGAAGGAGGACGCCCAGAAGGUGCUGAAGUGCAUGUACUGUGGACACUCCUUUGAGUCCUUGCAAGACCUCAGCGUCCACAUGAUCAAAACCAAGCAUUACCAGAAAGUGCCUCUGAAGGAGCCAGUGCCAGCCAUCACCAAACUGGUCCCUUCUACCAAAAAGCGAGCACUGCAGGACCUGGCGCCCCCUUGUUCUCCCGAGCCAGCGGGCCUGGCGGCAGAAGUUGCACUGAGCGAGUCGGCCAAGGACCAGAAGGCGGCAAACCCGUACGUCACGCCCAAUAACCGCUACGGCUACCAGAACGGUGCUAGUUACACCUGGCAGUUCGAGGCCCGCAAAGCGCAGAUCCUCAAGUGCAUGGAGUGUGGCAGCUCCCACGACACCUUGCAGCAGCUCACCGCUCACAUGAUGGUCACCGGCCACUUCUUAAAAGUGACGACCUCGGCCUCCAAGAAAGGGAAGCAGCUGGUGCUGGACCCCGUGGUGGAAGAGAAGAUCCAGUCCAUCCCCCUGCCGCCCACGACGCACACCCGGCUGCCCGCCUCCAGCAUCAAAAAGCAGCCGGACUCCCCCGCGGGGUCCACGACUUCCGAGGAGAAGAAAGAGCCGGAGAAGGAGAAGGCGCCGGUGGCCGGUGACGCGGACAAGAUCAAGGAGGAGAGUGAGGACGCCCCGGAGAAGUUUGAGCCCACCACACUCUACCCGUACCUGCGCGAGGAGGACCUGGACGACAGCCCCAAGGGCGGCGUCGACAUUCUGAAGUCCCUCGAGAACACCGUCUCCACGGCCAUCAGCAAAGCCCAGAACGGUGCGCCCUCGUGGGGCGGCUACCCCAGCAUCCACGCGGCCUACCAGCUGCCGAGUACCGUGAAGCCGCUGCAGGCGGCCGUGCAGAGCGUGCAGGUGCAGCCGUCCUACGCCGGGGGCGUGAAGGCGCUGACCUCCGCAGAGCACAACGCCCUCCUGCACUCCCCGGGGAGCCUCACGCCCCCGCCGCACAAGAGCAACGUGUCUGCCAUGGAGGAGCUGGUGGAGAAGGUCACCGGCAAGGCCAGCGUCAAGAAGGAGGAGAGACCCCCCGAGAAGGAGAAGAGCCCCCCGGCCAAGGCUGUGUCCCCCGUGGCAAAAGAGAAUAAAGAUUUUCCUAAAACGGAGGAAAUCAGCGGCAAACAACAGAAGAAGGGCCCCGAUGCCGAGGCCGGGAAGGCCAAAAAGGAGGGUCCGGUGGAUGCUCACACCCCAAAUGGCACAGAGCCUCUCAAAGCCAAGGUCACCAAUGGUUGUAACAACUUGGGGAUCAUCACAGACCACUCGCCGGAACCUUCCUUCAUCAACCCCCUGAGCGCUCUGCAGUCCAUCAUGAACACCCACCUGGGCAAGGUGUCCAAGCCCAUGAGCCCCUCCCUGGACCCGCUGGCCAUGCUGUACAAGAUCAGCAACAGCAUGCUGGACAAGCCGGUCUACCCGCCCGCCCCGGUGAAGCAGGCUGACGCCAUUGACCGCUACUACUACGAGAACAGCGAUCAGCCCAUCGACUUGACCAAGUCCAAGAACAAGCCCCUGGUUUCCAGCGUGGCUGAUUCGGUCGCGUCGCCUCUUCGGGAAAGCGCUCUCAUGGACAUCUCUGACAUGGUGAAGAACCUCACGGGCCGCCUGACCCCCAAGUCCUCGACGCCCUCCACGGUGUCGGAGAAGUCGGACGCGGACGGCAGCAGCUUUGAGGAGGCGCUGGACGAGCUGUCGCCGGUGCACAAGCGGAAGGGGCGGCAGUCCAACUGGAACCCGCAGCACCUGCUGAUCCUGCAGGCCCAGUUUGCGUCCAGCCUGCGGGAGACCGCGGAGGGCAAGUACAUCAUGUCGGACCUGGGCCCGCAGGAGCGCGUGCACAUCUCCAAGUUCACCGGCCUCUCCAUGACCACCAUCAGCCAUUGGCUGGCCAACGUGAAGUACCAGCUGAGGAGGACAGGGGGGACGAAGUUCCUGAAGAACCUGGACACAGGGCAUCCUGUUUUCUUUUGCAACGAUUGUGCCUCUCAAUUCAGAACUGCUUCCACGUACAUAAGUCAUCUGGAGACGCACUUGGGCUUCAGCCUGAAGGAUCUCUCCAAGCUGCCACUCAAUCAGAUUCAAGAACAGCAGAAUGUUUCCAAAGUCCUCGCAAACAAGACUUUGGGCCCGCUGGGGGCUGCCGAGGAGGACCUGGGCUCCACAUUCCAGUGUAAACUCUGCAAUCGGACUUUCGCCAGCAAGCAUGCGGUCAAACUGCACCUUAGUAAGACCCACGGCAAGUCCCCCGAGGACCACCUGAUCUACGUGACCGAGCUGGAGAAGCAGUAGCGUCCAGGAACGCAAGGGACCGCGGAACGUUGCACUAGACGGCGUCGUCGUACUGCACUAGGCCUGGCCUGAGCCUCUAAAGUCAGUCUUUCCUUUGUUGCUGAACUGCCUAUCUGGACCUUGGUUUUCUUACACAUAUUUUGUAGUUAUAUUUAUAUGCUCUUUGUCUGAUCUGUGCAUGUUAUUUUUCUUUUUCCGUGAGUCAAAGUCUGACCUUUAUUUUCAACAUCUGUUCUUGGUGUUAAGCUAUCUUCUGUAGGAAAUAGUGGGGCACACUGCUCAGAGACGUUAUUUAGCAGUAAAGAAAGACACAAAUAACAAUGAUAAAAAGACAUCCUAAAAUUACGAAGUUGCCAUGACAAUAAAGGUCAUAGAACCUGGUAGUGUCAAAUUUAACCCUUUGAGGACUGUAAUCGCAUUUCUGUGCCUUUCACUCGAGAGAAAAAAAAAGAAAAAGAAAAAAAAGGCUUAAAGGCAUUUCAUUCAGAUCAAAAGCUGUGUCAGACACAAAACUUAUUUAAUAAUUAAAAAAUGAGCUUUUAUAUGCAGAACUGGUGUGUGAGGGAAACAUGCAUGCAGCUGUCGGAAGAUAGGAAGCUGUCUAGGACUCACGGGGUUAGGAAGCCGCCACUUCACGUGUUUAAAACAAAAACAAAACAAAAAAACAUAAACAACAGCAACAACAAAUACCCCAGUCGCCACUAUGCCCAAACCCUCUGGAUGCUGAAAAAUGCCACUUUUGGCAAAAAAAGUAUGCAAGCUAUUAUUUAAAAAUGUGUAAAAAUGCUAUUUCUUUUUUCCUGUAAGAUACUGCGGUUUAUAGUUAUUUACAAAUGUAAGCUUUGGUACAAGCUGACCUUUCUAUAGCGUGCUGCAUUGGUAAAUGAAAAAAAAAAAUGGGGCAAACGUUGGAGUCCUUUCCUUGUAAAUUGCCAGCAUCAGCUUAAAAACUCCUGUAUGUUACAUAUCGUACCAUUUUAAUCUAUUCAACUUUCUUUGUACCUUCUGGCUGUAUGCUUUCUCUUUUAACUUUUUAUAUUGUCAUUUUAUAUUAAAUUUCUGUGUAUAUAAUGUAAAACCACAAUUUUUGAAUAAAAUUUAGUUCCUGCAGCUUGAUUUAAAUAGAGAAAUUUUACUGGCACCUGCAUCUCUCCAGAUGCAUGUACUCAGAGGAACUAUCAGACAGAAAUAAAUAAUAAAAACAAAGCAAGCAAUGCACUAUUCAUUAUACCUUUUGAUGUUCUAUCAUUAAUAUUGUACAGUACAUUUUGGUUCACACAAUUAAAUCCACUGUUUUCUCAAAUGUAAAAUAAACCCACAUGCAGUUCUUGAUUUA